Molecule: messenger RNA, 2160 nt
Organism: Rotaria socialis
Lineage: Eukaryota; Metazoa; Rotifera; Eurotatoria; Philodinida; Philodinidae
Source: the annotation of a GenBank genome assembly
AUGCCUAACACGCCUCGUGAAAAAUGUGUGAUGUGUGAAAAAAGUUUUGAUCAAGUCGAAAUACGUACGAUCGGAGACGGGCUUUUACGUGUUUAUGUUGCUGUGCGCGCGUCAAAGCGUAUAUUUUCAGAAGAGUAUAUUUGUCAACGGUGUCGAUGGCAAUUUUUCAAUUGGUUACGUUUGAUGGAAGGUGACUUUGAUCGAUUUUGUUCACGUGACAAAAGUGAUAAUGAAUUCUUAACCAAUGAUGACGAUAAAACUGCCAUGGUUGUUGAUAACUAUGAGGAACGAAUUAUGGAAUCAAGCGUUCAAACUGAUCCGCAGACACCAAGAAUUAGUAUUCCUGUUUUUAGGUGCUCAAAAAGUCAUCAAUCUUGUGUUGUAUGUGGUAUUGAGAUAAUAUCGGCUAAAGUGCUAUCAUCUGUCCAACGGACGAUGAUCUUUUUGAAACGUGGUGUUUUUGUUUCUCCCGGAUCGCGUUGUUGUUCUGAACAUGUAGUCAAGAAACAGCUCACCGUUGAAUCUUUCGAUAAGAUUUGUAUAUCUAAAACUGAUUGUUGGACACUUGAUUCAUUCGGAUUACAAGUAUUGCUCACGGAUAUACGAUCAAUGUUGCUUCAACAAAACAGUUUUAAUUUUGAUGAUCCAACAUCGUUGAACGAAGAAGCAUACAAAACUAUUGUCGGACUGACAAAAGAUCAAUUCAAUGAUCUUAUUGGAACCGUGUCCUCGAUGAGAAACUCUCAUACACGUUCUAUUCGUACAGCUGUAGCAAUAUUUCUCGCAAAGAUGCGUCUAUCUUUGAGCAAUCGACUAUUAGCCAUUCUAUUUCAUAUAGAUAAUAAACGCAACGUCUCUCAUAUCAUCAGUCAAGUACGUAUAGCAUUGAUGAAAGAUUUUGUUCCGGUUCACUUGGGUCUUCAUCAUAUUGAUCGAGUAACCGCCAUUAAUCAACAUCAAACUGCGAUUGCCACAAUCCUUCACACUACGAAACCUCAACAGCUUUGUGUGGUGGCUGACUCAACAUAUCUGUUUAUACAGAAAUCGAGCGACAAUAAGUUUCAAAGAAGGUCUUAUUCAAUGCAUAAGCAUCGACAUUUGGUUAAGCCGAUGAUACUUACUACCACAGACGGUUAUAUUCUAUGUGUGAUGGGUCCCUUCCUAUCUGACUAUAAAAACAACGAUGCAUCAAUAUUUAAGCAUUGCGUCUAUAACAAUGAACAAGAUAUUCUGAAUUGGCUACACGAUGAUGAUGUUUUAAUUCUCGAUCGAGGUUUUCGUGAUACGGUUCGAGCAAUGAAACAAUUUGGGUUUCAGGUCGCUAUGCCCAGUUUUCUAAACGGACGAAAACAAUUUUCCCUCGAAGAGGCGAAUCUCAAUCGUUGCAUUACUAAAGUUCGAUGGAUAGUAGAGAGUGGUAGGGCUUAUGCUAAUUAUAUUGAUAUAACUUGCGCAUUAAUCAAUGCUUAUGGUUCACGUUGUGUGCAAGAUAUACAUUCGGGCACUGAAAUGGCUACUCAAAUGCUUCAAAAGUGUCAAACAACAAAUCCUGUUCCAUUGCGUCUUCUUGAAUUGCUAGAAACAAAAUUGCAGUGGAAAAAAUACGACGCGCAACUGUUAAUUUUCCCAGAACUCACAGAACAAGAGCUACGAAACUUAUGCUACGGAACUUAUCAAAUCAAACAAGCGAAAUCCUACAUUAGAGAACAUCUCACGCAAUCUCCUCUUGUGGACAACGACAUGGAAUUUAUCAUCGAACUUUGUGCACAACACAAUGAUCUUGUACGAGCUCGCUUUGAAUCCCGUCAUUGUAACAACAAAAAUCACAUCGCUACCGUACAAUUCAAGCUCUAUACAGAGUCCCCUAUUUCUGGCUGGUAUUGUACCUGUGCAUCAGGGUGGCGUGAUGUGGGAUGCUGCGCUCACGUGGCGGCUUUGCUAUGGCAUCUUGGUGUUCGACGAGCAAACAUCAACGAAAACACUCACCCGCUUUCAGCUGGUCACCUUUUUGCGUCGAUAGACGACAGCAUGCAAUUUUCAGAAGUAGAGGAGAGCGAUGAAGAUCAGGACGAUAAUGAUAACGAUAAUCAUGUAUAUAGUGUUGCUAGCAACAGUACCAAUAGUGAUUAUAGCACUACUGAUGAAGAAGUCGUCGAUUGA